AUAGCAACCAACAAAUUCAUUCAUUUUCAGUCACAAGAGAACAAGAUGAAGAGAAGUGGAAUCUGUGUGUCUUGUUUUGCAUUUUACAUUAUCAUCCUUCUUCUUGCUUCUAUUCAUUUCCCACUAUCCCAAUCCCAAUCCUCUGAUUUGAUAGACCAAAUAUGCAAAAAGACACCCUUCUAUGAUCUCUGCAUCUCAACCUUACAUUCAAGCCCUCUUAGCCCAAAAACUGAUCUCAAGGGGUUAGCACUUUUAAUGGUGAAUCAAAUUGUGGCAAAUGCUUCUGACACACUGAGUUACAUUGAGGGGAUGAUCAAGAAUACCAAAGAUCCCAACAUGGAGCAAGCCUUGGCUUUUUGUGCUGAGCUUUACAUCCCAGUUGUGAAAUACAUUCUCCCACAAGCAGCUGAUGCAAUAAGCCAUAACCGUUUUGUUUUUGCUAGUUACUCUGUUUCUGAAGCUAUGAAUGAAUUGUUUUCUUGUGACAAGAAAUUCUUAUCAGGCUCUGCUCAGUCACCUUUAGGGGAUAGAACCAGCAUUGUGCAGAAGCUGGUGGAGGUGGGUGAAGCCAUAAUCAAACUACUACUAUCCCAUUACUAGUUGAUUUCAGUUAAAUAGUUAGUUCAAGCUGGUACUCUUGCUGAAUAGACAUUUUAGAUGGUUGAUUUUGUAAAACCUGUUCAAAAAUCGGGGUAUGGUAAAAAAAAAUUAUAAAUGGUAGAGCAGCUAGCUAGCUUUUGGAUUGA
Lotus japonicus is the source of this 746-nucleotide messenger RNA. RefSeq names its product cell wall / vacuolar inhibitor of fructosidase 1-like. The coding region runs from base 46 to 600 and encodes 184 amino acids. The record is from RefSeq and is a predicted model, not a curated record. Gene Ontology annotation, biological process: negative regulation of catalytic activity. Gene Ontology annotation, molecular function: enzyme inhibitor activity. Lineage: Eukaryota; Viridiplantae; Streptophyta; Magnoliopsida; Fabales; Fabaceae. The transcript has a single exon.